CGACGAGGGUGAACAUACGGCGUCGUACUUGGGAAGAACUUCCUCCUUCAACUGCCAUCUAGCCAGACGUGCGUUAUCUCCUUUUCGGUUUCACACAGUAACAAGAAACGAAAAUGAACACUCUGAGCUCAACGUGUCUCUGUAAUGCUCGCAUAUUGAAAUUUCCAUCAAUCUCUUCAUUUCCCAGAAACCCUGCGACGAAGAAUAUUUUACCGCGCAAUUGUUUCAGAAUUCGCGCGAGUUCAAAUGAGGUAGAUACGAAGACUGAAGAGGAUAUCGAAAAUGACGUACAAGAGCAAGGAACUGCAGUAGCUAGUAAGAUUUCAGUUGGAGCUACUUCAACCGGUCCUGCAUUCGAUAAAGAUCUUAAAAAGGUGGUUCAAAAAACUGCUGCUACUUUUGCUCCAAGAGCGUCGACUGCAUCGAAAAAUCCCGCCAUACCUGGAACGGUUUUGUACUCUGUGUUUGAGGUUCAAGGGUAUGUCUCUAUGUUUUUGGGUGGAGUUCUGUCUUUCAAUCUCAUAUUCCCAUCAAAUGAACCAGACAUAUGGAGACUAAUGGGCAUGUGGUCCAUUUGGAUGUUCACUAUUCCUUCCCUUCGUGCACGAGACUGCUCAAAGAAUGAGAAAGAAGCUCUCAAUUAUCUCUUUCUCCUUAUUCCAUUGCUUAAUGUCAUAAUUCCAUUUUUCUGGAAAUCAUUUGCUGUUGUUUGGUCAGCAGAUACUGUAGCCUUUUUCGGAAUGUAUGCUUGGAAGCUUGGAUGGCUACCACAGAGCAAAUAGUAUAUUAUUGAGCAUGAGGAGUUGGUUUCUUCCCUCUCGAUCCAUAUGCAGACAUACAUCUCAAAUAUCAUAGCUUAUGGUUGAUAUAAAGUCAUACUUUUAGCUUGUGUUGUAAUCAAGCGACUUCUCUGGGAUGGGUUGGUUAGAAUUUUAGGCAAAGAUAAAUUAAUUUCCCAAAUGACAGAGUACGUGGGCGCCGUUUUCAAUAUAUUAUAUACCCCUUGGUUGGUGGUUGUGAUUGUUGCAUUGUUGUAAAAAUUUGCCUAAUCCUUUUCUGCUGUCAAUAAAAAUUAAUAAGUUGUGCUGAAAUCCAAGUUGAAAUGAAACUGAUCUGUUUGUGUUUUGAA
Messenger RNA from Olea europaea var. sylvestris, 1129 nucleotides. RefSeq lists its product as uncharacterized. Lineage: Eukaryota; Viridiplantae; Streptophyta; Magnoliopsida; Lamiales; Oleaceae. The coding region runs from base 114 to 782 and encodes 222 amino acids. The transcript is spliced from 4 exons. Gene Ontology annotation, cellular component: chloroplast. The record is from RefSeq and is a predicted model, not a curated record. Gene Ontology annotation, biological process: defense response.